Molecule: messenger RNA, 3500 nt
Organism: Boleophthalmus pectinirostris (great blue-spotted mudskipper)
Lineage: Eukaryota; Metazoa; Chordata; Actinopteri; Gobiiformes; Gobiidae
Product: ribonuclease inhibitor-like
Exons: 6
Coding region: 151-1548 (465 amino acids)
Molecular function (GO): protein binding
Source: RefSeq, a predicted model, not a curated record
AGAGCGUGCAUGGAGUGUCCAUGUUUUGCUUUGCGCAUGUGAGUGUCUUAGAGUAUCUCAUUGCUUUGGCGAAACUGAAUAAAGUAACCAGAAAUAAUCCCCCUUAUAAGUAUUCAACCUGCUUUCAGGAAAUUGUUGAGUUUGAGGCACAUGACUGUCAUGGUGAUUAUGACAUUUGUCUUCGCUUCUUGUUUGGACUCCUUAAAGAGCAUGGUACACUCCAAAUUUCAGAUCCUUUCUUUGCACACAUCAAGGAAGAGAUGCAGCAUAACUUUUGACUAUACAAGUGUGCUCCUGAUCCAUUGUCUGAGGGAGUUCGACAGCCAUUUUCUACUGAAUGAUGUGAAGAUGUUUUAUAAGACUGGUGUCCCUCCCCUCCAAGUCCCCACUUCGUUCUGGGUUGAAGUCAUGGUGAUGAUUAUGAACAUAGAAGGAAUGCAGGAAAAGUUUGAGAUAAAACUGCCUGUGAGGUGUGACCAGAAGGUCCUCAGAAGUCUCCCUGAGAUUUUGAAAUCCAAAAAAGCCAUGCUGCGAUUCUCAAACCUGUCAGACACUUGUUGUCCUGCCCUGGCCUCUGUUCUUGGUGUCAGAGAGUCCCAUUUGAGGGAGCUGGACCUGGGCUUCAACAGCAUCACUGACAGGGGGGUGGAGAGCCUGGUCCAGGGCCUGAGUGACCAGGAUUGCAGGCUAAAGUCCCUUCGUCUCCAGGGCUGUGAACUGACUUCCUCUGCCUGUGAACACCUGGCAACAGUCUUAAAACAGAGGCCAAACCUGAAGGAGCUGGAUCUCAGCUGCAAUAGUAUAGGAGAUGUGGGGCUGAAGCAUCUUGCCAACGGUUUGGAGUCACCCAUGUGUCAACUAGAAACACUUAGAAUUUCUCAGUGCAACAUUAAAAGGGAGGGUGGCUUCCAUCUGGCCUCAGCACUGGAGAAAAACCCUAGUUACCUAAAGUGGCUGGACCUGAGCAUCAACAGGAUAGGAAACAAGGCUGCGAAUGAACUUUUUACCAAGUUUGACAUAUCAAGACUGAGAAAACUGGAAAUGUGCUUUUGUGGCCUCACAGAACGGUGCUGUGCCACGAUUUCGGAUGCACUGAAACUUGAGAAGAGCUGUCUGGUAGAAUUGAACUUAAGCAGCAACAACUUGAAGGAUGCAGGAGCUCAUUUGAUCAGUGCAGGCCUGUUUGCCUGGUCUAGACUGGAAAAACUCAAUAUUUCAAGAUGUGGAAUCUCCAAGCUUGGCUGUUUUUACCUCUCCAAAGUGCUGUCCUGCAUCUCAGCGUUGUACAGUGAAAAUAUGCACAUGGAAAUCGGCUGGCAGGCGACAGAGCUGAGGGAGAUGGACCUGAGCAGGAACAAACUCACAGAUGAAGGGGCUGUAUACAUUUCCACUGGACUGUGUAAUCCUUACAGCCACCUCCGAAGGCUCAACUGGGCGAUUACAGCAUCCAGCAUGCCCGCAUCCCUCUCGUCAUUAUCCAAGUCAGUGUCGUUACUGUUACCCGGCAGUUCAGUGAAAGCUCGGACCACAGUUGAUGCUGAUCCUUAGCCCAGGCGUCCACGAUCCAUUGGCAGACCGUGGCGUAAGUCGCUCGGCGCUGUCUCCUUGUCUUGGUGAGUGUGUGUUCGCCUUCUAUAAUCCACUGCUCCCACGCAGCUCUCAGUUUAACUUUAUAAUAGCCUUGAGUUUAAUGUCGACGUUGUAUGCGUGUCUCUUGACAGGUGCGUUUUGAUUUUUUUUUUUUUUUGUAGUUUACUAAAGUCGUACUAAAACACCCGAAUAAAUUCAUAUAUAAGGUGCUCUGGAUUAUAAGGCGUUUUUUCAUGAAAUUUUAAGCUUUUAAAGGUUGUAUGGAGGAUUUUUUUUGUUUCAAAUUGUCAAUGAUAGCAUUAUAGAGAUGCAGUAGCCUUGUAAUUAUGAUGACCAAAAAAAAGAGAAUAAAAAUUCAUCAACUCUGGACGUGGUGGGGCCAGCUAAACAUUUGCCAAUAGAUAACGACACUGCCUCGUUAUCUGUUAGCUGACAGGCUGUCUAUCAAACUCCCUACGUUUCUAGCGUAACUGACUUGCCUGCGCGCCGCCGGUACGUGGUUUACGUACGCCUGUCACGCAGUCCACAGACGCAAGACGCACAGACACUGUUUACUCCACCAACGCAACAGUUUUUAGCGGCUUUUUUUGACCUAUAUCUUCCUUGCAGUUAGCACAAAGUUUGUUGCAAUGGCAGACAAGAAUCCAGGAGCAGUUAGCCGCAAAAGAAAGUCCGUUUUUGAGGUCGCUGAAAGAAGAAGACAAGGGGAAAAGCAGCGAAGCCAAACUAAGGUGAUUCUUGUAGAUUCAUUCCAGCGAUGGCGCAACUGAAGCAGACGCAGGGUCUAAAGACUGACGCAUUGGUCGCCAAAUUACUCCUGGUAACUUCUGCUUAUUAUGAAAACGUACUUUAUUUCCAAGAGCUAGACAAACGUUUUUCAGGACACGAAAGCGAUAUCCUAUGUCUGAAAACGUAAUUUUCAAGGCAAAGAAAGAGUCCGCUUGCUGAUGCGUGUUGUAGCUAGUUCAUUCGCACUGAAUCUCCGCGCAACCUUCUCUGCACCCCUUUACUGCUCCUGUCCCCGCUGCCCGUUCCGCUCUUCCCCCUGCUCCUCACUUCUCCGGGCACGGAAUCUCCGCGCACCGCUCCCCUCUCCUCUCUCCUCUCCCUGCUCCAGGCUCCCCGCUCCGCUCUUUCCCUGCUCCUCACUUCUCGUCCGCGCACGAAAUAUCCGCACACCCCCUCCCCCGCUCCUCACUUCUCCGCCUUGCCUAACCAACACUGUAGUUAGUUGUUUACAAGUCAUGUGCAGCGCACCGGCUGUAAACAAACCUGUUUCUGGCGUAAGGAGGAGGCGGGAGGAGGUGUUUUUACGUAGGGAGCUUUAGGGGAGGGGGGGUGGUUUCACGCAUGCACAACAUUUGAAAAAGGACAAACAGUCGCUGGAUUUCUCGUUCCUUGGAAAAUCCUCUAUACAACCUUUAAGUGCGCCCUGUAGUACGGAAAAUAUGGUAAGCUGGUUGGCAAUCAGACACCUCAUGCAUAGAUCAGAUCUCAGCAGAAACUGGAGAGGCUGGUUUAUAGUGAGCUUAGCGAUAGAUUUGCUGCAGUUAGACUACCAGCCUGGCUUCAGAGUAGAAGAUGGUUGCCUGCUGCAUCCUGGACUGCUUCAGAAACAGGGGGUAACAGGACUUGCCAUGUGGGGGCUUCCCUUCAUCUUCUACACUGUAGAGUUCAGACAUGGACAGUUGUGUCCUGCAGUUGUCUCAGCCUCAUUACAGACAUUGAUGAUUAAGGAUGAGUGUGCCUCUCUACUGACUCCUAACUGGUGAACGAUCAGGAAAGGAUAUUGAGGAUUUGUUCAAGUAUCUGAGUGUUUAUUUGUGUGUAACUGAACAAGAAACUAGACAACAUUGCACACUUGUGGUGCAUGGAAUUAUCACAUUGUAACAAAGCUUUAUGUUCUGUGU